This is a messenger RNA of Trichoderma virens Gv29-8, 783 nucleotides long. RefSeq lists its product as uncharacterized. Lineage: Eukaryota; Fungi; Ascomycota; Sordariomycetes; Hypocreales; Hypocreaceae. The annotation marks the transcript as partial. The record is from RefSeq and is a predicted model, not a curated record. The transcript has 2 exons.
AUGUCCGGGUUCCAAGCUAUUGGGAUCGUCCUCGGGGUGUUUCCUCUUACUCUAGCCGCCUUGAAGAAUCAUCAAGAGGUAGCUACGCGACUAAGAUUGUUUUCAAAGAUGAAGCUUGAGUAUAGGAAAUGUAGCAAUGAACUGGAGCUUCAGCAAUUGACAUUCACGAGACAUUUGAAGCAACUUUUACUUCCCUUAAUUGUUGACGAUGAGAAAGUUCAGGAGCUUAUUGAUAAGCCAGCUGGAGAAGCAUGGAGGGAUGCAUCAAUGGUGGAGCUUCUUGAGAAACGGCUCGGAGACUCAUUCGAACUUUACCAGGAGUAUAUCGAGGGCAUGAACCACGUUAUGGACAAAUUGUAUCAUGAACUUGCCUUAGACGACGAAUUUGUGCAGUCAAAGAUUGCGGAGGCUGCUAAACGUACCGCAACUGUGUCAAGAAUUAAAUCUGUUCUUGGCAGAGAUGACUUAUCAUUCCAGUUAUUCAGAGUCAAGUUCAGCAAUGGAGAGCCUGUUCGCACCAAGCUCUUCGCGGAGUUACAGACCUACAAUGACAAACUCGACAAGCUUCUCGAUUCGAGCGAUAGAUUAUCUGCUUUAGAACACCAGAGAACAUCCAGAGACCAAGCAAAGGCCAUUGAUAGUGCAAUUUGUAGCUUCUGGAUUCAGGCAAAUAAGCUAUUCAAAGCGCUUGUUGCAGCAUGGAAAUGCCACUGCAGAGAGCAUUGCGCCAGAUUACUACUUCAGCACAGAGCGACAAAAAGUACAGAGCUUGAGCUCCUCUUU